UUCCCCCUGCCCUUAUACCCGUAGGAUUCUGCUUUUAACAGGAGUUAAAAAGUGGCAAAGGGGGCGAAUGGGAGCAGGGGGUGAAAGUUUACUGGUCUGGGGGUCGAGCAGCUGGACGCAGCAUUAGGAGAGGGGCUAAAGGGUAAAAUCAGGAAUGGGGGGAAGAGGCGGAGGUAAGCCCAGGAGGGAGGUGCUGGCAGAGGGUAAAAUCCGGCACAGGCAGGGGCAGAGGGGGCAGCAGUUACCCCAAUGGCACUGGGACAUCGGAAUGUGCUGCCGGUAGCACAUUCCUACGAGGAGCAAUAGCCUUCGCUGCAGCGCCUCUCCCCUGGGCUUUACCUCGGCUCCUACCCCCACCCCCGAUUUUCCCCUCCAGUCCCUCUUCUGCCGCUGCCUACAGCCGCUUGAGCCCCCGGGCCAGGGAGCUUCUGCCCCCUGCUCAGCCCCCGCAGGAGCAGAGUGGGGGCAGCGGCCACGGCAGAUGGUACGGCGCAUGCUCAGUGAACGCCCAGGAGGACAUUCGGAGAGGGGGGCUUUGUCUGCCUUGCCCCUGCCCCGGCGCGGCCCCGCUCGGGGGGAAGGCUGCAGAAUAACGACCCCAUAUCGCUCCAGAUCGUCCCAUCUUCCUAGGGGCUGGGGCAGGGAAAUGGCUGUGGUGGAUCCAACUCAGAUGCUGGUGACCUUCGAGGAGGUGGCCGUGUAUUUCACCGCGGAGCAGGGGGCUCUGCUGGACUCCGAUCAGAGAGCCCUCUACAGGGACGUCAUGCAGGAGAAUUAUGAAACUGUGACCUCGCUGGGACUCCCCACUCCCAAACCUGCCCUGAUCGUCCAGCUGGAAGCAGCAGAAGAGCCAUGGGUCCCGGAUCUCCCGGACUCCAAGGAAAGGAAGAUCCCAAGAGGCACCUGCACAGCAGAUGAUGAGACAAUGAGUGAGAACGAGGAUGGGAAUCCACAGCAGGAAGGUCCUGGGCAAGUGGAACUGCAGGGAAGGUUUUUGAGAAGAGCCGAAGGGAAUUUUUCCCAGUGCUGGGAAGAGAGAGAAUCCUGGAGUCAUCGGCACAGGUCAGAGAGGAAGUUGGGAAACAGCCAAAGGAAUAAAGUGAAUGAAGUAAUUGAAUGUGGGGGAGGAGGCAAGGAUCCCCAGGAAACCACAGCUCAGCAGACAAAUCCCAAGGAAAAGAAACCAUAUAAAUGCUUGGAAUGUGGGAAGACCUUCAGUCGGCGCUCAGAUCUUAUUAAACAUGGUAGAAUCCACUCUGGAGAGAGACCCUAUAAAUGCUUGGACUGUGGGAAAAGCUUCAACCAGAGUUCAAAUCUUACUACCCAUCAGAGAGUGCACAUAGGAGAGAGACCCUAUAAAUGUCUUGAGUGUGGGAAAAGUUUCAGUGUACUCUCAACCCUUAUUGUACAUCAGAGAACCCAUACAGGAGAGAAACCUUAUGAAUGUUUGGACUGUGGGAAAAGCUUCUAUCGGAGCUCAAAUCUUACUACCCAUCAAAGAGUGCACACAGGAGAGGGACCAUAUAAAUGUCUUGAGUGUGGGAAAAGCUUCAGUGCACCAUCAGUUCUCCUUAUACACCAGAGAACCCACACGGGAGAGAAACCUUAUAAAUGCUUGGAGUGUGGGAAAAGCUUCAGUCGCCGCUCAGGCCUUAUUAGCCAUGAGAGAAUCCAUACAGGGAAGAGACCGUAUAAAUGCUUGGACUGUGGGAAAAGCUUCAGUCGCCGCUCAGACCUUGGUAACCAUGGGAGAAUCCACACAGGAGAGAGACCAUAUAAAUGCUUGGAGUGUGGGAAAAGCUUCAGUCAGAGCUCAGGCCUUAUUAACCAUAGCAGAAUCCACACAGGAGAGAGACCCUAUACAUGCUUGGACUGUGGGAAAAGCUUUUAUGGGAGCUCAAAUCUUACUGCCCAUCAGAGAGUGCACAUAGGAGAGGGACCAUAUAAAUGUCUUGAGUGUGGGAAAAGCUUCAGUGCACCAUCAGUUCUCCAUAUACACCAGAGAACCCACACGGGAGAGAAACCUUAUAAAUGCUUGAAGUGUGGGAAAAGCUUCAGUCAGAGCUCAGGCCUUAUUAGCCAUGAGAGAAUCCAUACCGGAGAGAGACCAUAUAAAUGCUUGGACUGUGGGAAAAGCUUCAGUCACCGCUCAGGCCUUAGUAACCAUGGGAGAAUCCACACAGGAGAGAGACCAUAUAAAUGCUUGGAGUGUGGGAAAAGCUUCAGUCGCCGCUCAGACCUUAGUAACCAUGGGAGAAUCCACACAGGAGAGAAACCUUAUAAAUGUUUGAUCUGUGAGAAAAGUUUCAAUCGGAGCUCAAAUCUUCAUACACAUUGGAGAGUACACACAGGAGAGAGUGGGAAAAGUUUCAGAGAGAGCUCAAAGCAUCAGGAGAGAAAUCAUCUGUAUGGCUGAGUGCUCUCCUGAGGGACUGAUUUCCACAGGGUCUUUAAUGGGAGGCCUAAACAUCUAUUGAUCCCACCUCUGCUGCCAAGGGUCUGUCUCCGGUUAGAAAAAUCAGGGCUUUGGAGUGGAGGCCGGAGCUGUAGCACGGAGCAGCUCUGGAGCAGUGGAGCUGCAGGUGUCUGCCUGGAGCUGAAGUGGAGCCGGAGCACAGCUCCAAAGCCCUGAGAAAAAUGGUUGGUAUUAGCUGGCAAAUCUCCCCUGGACUCACUCACCCCCAUUUCUAGUCUACACUGACCCCAACCAGUUUAUAUAUUCUGAUCCCCCAUUAGCAGAGUGAUUGUUAGUCACUGGGUUCCCCCUUUGGGGAGAGAUUGUCGUAUUCCCAGAUAGUCUCACAUUGUGCCAGGCUAUACCAACAAAAUUUAUUUUUUUGUACACUGACUCCCUUAGAGACCAGAAUUAAAUAGAUUCUAAAAGUGCUGUAGCAGAGACAGUAAAAUGUGUUUUGGUGUCUGUAUUACAUGAAGACGAUGGGGUGAGUAGGAGGGAUUCCCUCCUUCCCCCUUCACUGUUAUUCUUCCACCACCCUGAAACAACACCCUCUGUCCGAGCCUUGGAGAGUUUAUCCUUUCCCCAUUCCACCUUCCAGCUACCAGCAUGGUGCUUGCCACAAUGUUCUUUGCUCUCCAUACUUGGAAAUCACAUUUUGAUUUCUUUGAUCCUGAACCAGACUCCUGAGAGCUAGAGAUAAAUAUAAGAACAUCAGCCAUAUGGGAUCAGACCAAAGGUCCAUCUAGCCCAGUAUCCUGUCUUCCGACAGUGGCCAAUGCCAGGUGCCCCAGAGGGAAUGAAUAGAACAGGGAAUCAUCAAGUGAUCCAUCCCAUCACCCAUUCUCAGCUUCUGGCAAACAGAGGUUAGGGACACCAUCCCUGCCCAUCCUGGCUGAUAGCCAUUAAUGGACCUAUCCUCCAUGAAUUUAUCUAGUUGUUUUCUGAACCUUGUUAUAGGCAAGGUUGAAAACAUCCUCUGGAAAAGGGUACCACAGGUUGACUGUGCAUUGUGUGAAGAAAUAUUUCCUUUUGUUUGUUUUAAACCUGCUGCCUAUUAAUUUCAUUUGGUGACCCCUGGUUCUUGUGUUUGUGAGAAGGAGUAAAUAACACUUCCUUAUUUAGUUUCCCCACACCAGUCAUGAUUUUAUAGACCUCGAUCAUAUCCCCACUUAGUUGUCUCUUUUCCAAGCUGAAAAGUCUCAGUUUUAUUAAUCUCUUCUCAUACGGAAGCUCUUCCAUACCCCUAAUCAUUUUUGUUGCUCUUUUCUGAACUUUUCCAAUUCCAAUAGAUCUUUUUUGAGAUGAGGUUGCCACAUGUGCAUGCAGUAUUCAAGAUGUGGGCAUACCAUGGAUUUAUAUAGAUGCAAUAUGAUAUUUUCUGCCCUAUUUUCUAUCCCUUUCUUAAUGAUUCCCAGUGUUCUGUUUGCUUUUUUGACUAUCACUGCACGUUGAGUGGAUGUUUUCAGAGAUCUGUCCACAGUGAUUUCAAGAUCUCUUUCUUGAGGGGGAUCAGCUAAUUUAGAGCCCAUCAUCUUAGAUGUAUAGUUGUAAUUAUGUUUUCCAAUUUGCAUUUAUCAACACUGAAUUUCAUCUGCCAUUUUGUUGCCCAGUUCCCAGUUUUGAGAAAUCCUUUUGUAGCUCUUCGCAGUUUGCCUGGGUCUUAACUAUCUUGAGUAAUUUUGUAUCAUUUGCAAAUGUUGCCACCUCACUGUUUACCCCCUUCUCCAUUUACAUUUAUGAAUAUGUUCAGUAGGACAGGUCCCAGAACAAAGCCCUGGGGGACACCACUAUUUACCUCUCCAUUCUGAAAACUGACCAUUUAUUCCUACACUUUGUUUCCUAUCUUGGGUGAAUACCAUCUGGUCCUGGGGACUUACUACUGUUUAGUUUAUCAAUUUGUUCCAAAACAUCCUCUAAUGACACCUCAGUCUGGGACAGUUCCUUGGAUUUGUGUCCUAAAAAGAAUAGCUCAGGUUUGGAAAUCUCCCUCACAUUCUCAGCUGUGAAGACUGAUGCAAAGAAUUCAUGUAGUUUCUCUGCAAUGACCUUAUCAUCUUUGAGUGCUCCUUUAGCACCUCAAUCAUCCAGUGGCCCCACAGAUUGCUUAGCUGGCUUCCUGUGUCUGAUCGUAAUUUGAAUUUUUUUUUUGCCUGAUCCCUGCAGAGAUGUGAAAUGCGGACAGGCGUGAGAGAGGGCAGAGAACUAGACCUGGGGAAGUACAGACUUGUCUGUUGGGAGCCAGACAGCUGAGGCUGAGAACAGUGAAUUUGCAGUACCAGUGCCAGAGAGAGACAGGAAUUGCCCUGGGAGUGGUGGGUGAAGCCAUCUCUGAAAUCUAAAGGACUACAAAUGAUGCCCCAAGAGGAAUGAUAAGGGCAGAGGACAGUGUCUCCUGAUUGCUGCUAGGACGAGCCUGGGCAGAGACAAGAAGGAAGCUGGGGAAGCCAACAGGCCUUGGGCAGCCUUGAAGCCAGGCUGACCAACAUCAAGGGCAAAGGGAAAUGAGGAGCCUGACAGCCCAGUCAUCACCCCCUUCCCAUCUACCAGUGUCUUGUGUGGGGACAACAGAGACUGUCUGCCCCACUCACCCCACACUGCGUCCCUCUAAUCUCCGCUCCUUGGAUUCCUGCCCUCACUGCGUUUGCUUUGUGACGGCCCCAGCACCUCUCCUAGGCAUCUCUCUGCUCUUUUCUACCUGUUUGUAAAUGUUGCUCUGUUGCUAGUGUACAGGGGAUUUGGGUGCAUAGAAUCAUAGAAUAUCAGGGUUGGAUGUGACCUCAGGAGGUCCUCUAGUCCCACUCCCUGCUCGAAGCAGGACCAAUUCCCAACAACAGUGUACUGGGCUGGGGAUGCAAAGUCCCAUGCUGAGCUGGGCUGGGGGUGGGGAAAGGAGUCUGUCUUUGUCCUUUGGAAUAAUAAAGUAGAAUUUAAUUUCUCCCACUCCCAGUGUCCUUUGUUUGCAUUAAAUAUCCAGCAGAUUCAGAGUGGAUGUUACUCCUAAAAGCAGUGCAAGCAUGGUCUGGUACGGAAGUGCACAGUGAGGUUACCCAAGCAACCUCAUCACUGCCCUGUCAUAGGCUCAACUACUGGCAGUAUACUCCCAAAUUUAUGUAGAAAACAUGGGUAAAGUGAUUCUGCUUUCUGAGCUGAAUUUCAGCCCAAGACUGAAUCAGUCUUACCACCUGCCUAAUACCAGCUGAGACCCAUUUAAAUCAAUGGGGCUAUUGGCAGUUGUAAAAUUAAACAUGUAAAUAAGGUUUUUGCAGGACUAGGACUUUAGAUUGUGAGGUUUGGGAGUCUCUCUUUGAUACUCAGCCUGUUCCUCUUACCACAACUUUCCCCAAAUUCAUUCUUGUCUGGCUACAAAAUAAUUGUGUCUCAGUUAAUACCAUGAUUAUUUGUAAUACAGCAGCAGCCAGAGACUCUGCAGAAGUCUAACUUCUCCCCUCUGUUGUUCCUUUUUCCAUUACUGUAUCCUAUAUUAUUUGAUUUCCCUCCUGCUUAAUGGGAUGAAGCUUGGAGAUUUCAUGAGCAGCUCCCAACCCUGUACCCUUAAUUUCUAGUUUAAAACUCUCUUGACCAGUUGUGCCAACCUCCACCCCAGAAGUGUAUUUGCCUCCCUACUCAGGUGGAGUCCAUCCCAUGAAUGUCUCCCAGUGGUUGAACAUCCCAAAGCCCUGCUUAUUGCACCAGUGCAUGAACCAUUUACUGAUGAUGAUAAUCUUGUCUCUCCUUCACUUUCCUCCUCUAGUGCCAGGUAGAAUCCCACUGAAGAUCUCCUGAACCUCCAUUUCUUUGAGUGUCUCCCCCUGCCUGGCGUUCUCUCCCUGAGUGCAUUCCAGUGAAAGUCCAGCAGUAUUGUGUGUUCCCACCUGAAGGACAAUCUGGGUUAUUUCCUAUUCCCACGAGGAUCCUCUUCAGUCUCAGAUCCAUAUCCCAGACUUUAGCUCCCAACAGAUGCCAAACCAUUCUAUUCUCCAAAUCCGCUCUGAUCGCAGGCCUCUCUGUUCUUCUUAGUGGGGAGUCCCGAGUCAUGUAGACCUGCCUCUUCCUUGUGGUUCUCUGGCCUUUCUCCUGUUCUUUCUGUCCUCAAGUCUUCUGGGGCUCCGAACUCCGGGUAUAUCUAUUGAUUCUUCCCCUCUUCUAGUAAAUGUCCACUGGCCACUUUCCUCACCCAGCAGUCUCCCCUCACAGUUCUCCAAUCCAACUUGCAUCUGCGAGUGUUGAGUUUUCCCUUCAGCCUCCUCUCACUGUCCCUCCAUCAUCUGCUCAAAUCCCCUUUGAAACUCCACUGUAGUUUCUGUCUGCAUCUCCAAACUUGGAUCUUCUCUUCCAUCAGCUCUAUCAGAUGGCAUUUCCUACAAACAAAGCUCUUCUCAGGUACCUGCUCUGGGAUGAUGGACAUCCCGCAGCUUCCACAUCUAGUCAUCAUCGUCUCUUCCAUUCAUUGGGUCACUACCAUUGCUGCCUCUGCAGCUUGCCUCCUGUGCUCCUGUCAAGGAAAGAAAACAAAAAAACAACCCCUUCCCCCUAAACAAACCCAGAACAUCCCUCCCCUCUCCGCCCCCCCCCCCCGGCAAACUCCACAUCCAAACUGCCACACAAACUCCCCUGUUUUCAGCUCUGUUGGCUGGCUCCUGUGCCACUGCUCACACUAUGGUUCCCACAGAGGAGGCUGCUCAGAGUACUGCGGUCGGGAAGCAUUGCUCAGUGCAACAUUUCCGAGCCUUUGCUGAAUGCUCUGUGAGGUGCCUGUGUAAUGCUACAAGCUGAGACCUGACUGAAUUUGCUGCUUGGUUGUUCGUGAGGAGGCUCGGGCGAACUGUGGAUGCUGAGUAACAUCAGUUACAGCUGCCGCCCGGAUUCUGUGGUGACAAUCUGGUACCUGCAGGUCAUGGGGUUCAGAGGGGUUGAAUCAGAGAGAUGGGAUGGGCAGAGUCUGUGCAGGGCGAAACUGCACAGCAGGGGCAAACAGCUGGAGGCAGGGGGAAGUGAGGGGCUGAGGGGCAAGAUCAGGAUGGGGCAGCACCAAGAUUAGGAAUGGAAUACAGAUGUUGCCAGACAUGGGCAGCGAUGAAAAACCCUGGAGUAGGGUGGGGCAGAGAGAUAAAAGUUACCCUAGAUGGGCUGGGCCAUCUGCAGUGGUUGCAAAAUUAUGGUGUUUGGGGCAGAGGGGGUCCCCUGCCACCCUUCAGGGCCAUGCAGCUGAACACUUACUUCCUAGGACUGUUUUCGUAAUGGCUCAGUGCAUCUAGACACCGCAGCUCUUCCUUCUCUGGUAUGAUGGAUUGAGCUGCUAAAGGAGACUUGAUUCUGUGAAAUAGUGUACAUAUGCCCCCCACUGAAAUAUAAUCGUCAGACAUGUUUUUAGUGUUCAAAGAAUCCCAUAUCACUUUAUAGGCCUGCACUACAGCCGUUCACAAAUUUAUCUUAGCUUCUGUUCUGAUUGGAAUUCACUAGAAAUUUAGUUUUUUGCCUUUAAAUUAUCUACUUUUUUAAAUGUUAUUUUUAUUACUCUUAGCUCUUCAUCACUUACUUUUGAUAACACUGUGAGAUGGUCUUCAUUGGGCAUCACUGUGCAUAUUUCUAAGAGCAAAUAUAGUAGCAAGCCUGGAGCACUGGGGUAAGAUCUAAGGCCUGAACAAGAGGCAGUGAACCAAAGUCAGGCCAGGUAUUAAAACAGAUGCUCACAAGUUCACUGCUAGGUCCAUGAACUUGACAGAGUUGUUGCUAGUGCACUCAGCAUUAGAGAUUUACAUAGAUAUAUUCCAGCUAGUACAGAUACAACCCAGUCUAGUACAAGAGAGGAUGGUUUGACAGAACAGUGGAGAGGGAUGUUUUGGCCAAGAUAUCAGGAACAAGGGAGGUAACAAACAUGUCAUGAACCACGGAAGGUGGUACAUAUGUUUUCUACCCCAGAUUGUGUCUCUGUCUAUAAAUGUUGAGGUGUCUCGCCUUAAGCGUUAGUCUGGCCAAGAGGACAGCAGAAAGACCUGGUCCAUUGUAAGGGGCAUACAUGAGUUAGUGAACCUGUAGAAUCUGUGGGGCACUCGUGUUACUGAGUCAGAAAGGGUUAAUCAAUUAGCAGGUUACAUGACCCAAAUCCAGCCUUUAGAGACUCACUGUAUUUAAAAGUGCGUAAAUGGUAAUUGGGGCCAUUCCGUGCUAGAUAAACUAGAGCUGUGAAAUGUAGACUUGUAUUGUUAGAAAAUUAGAAGAAGAUAGUGGUUGUAUUUGUGUAUGUUUACCUAUAUCUUGUUAGAACGAGGUGGCCAACCUGUGGCUUCGGAGCUGCGUGCGGCUCUUCAGAGGUUAAUAUGCGGCUCCUUGUAUAGACACCGACUCUGGGGCUGGAGCUACAGGUGCCAACUUCCCAAUGCUCACUGUUCAACCCCUGCUUGUGCCCCAGGCCUUGCCCCCACUUCCCCCCUUCCCCCAGACCCCUGCCUUUCCUGCCCCCUUCCCUGCAUCUGCUGCACUCCCACUCUUCUCCUUGCCCCCGGAGCCUCCUGCAUGCUGCGUGAGGCGGAGGGAGGGAGGGGAGGCACUGAUGGGCGGGCAGCUGGCAGGUGGGGCGGGGGAGCUGAUGGGGGCUGCUGACAUAAUUCUGUGGCUCUUUGGCAAUGUGCAUUGGCACAUUCUGGCUCCUUCGCAGGCCCAGGUUGGCCACCCCUGGGUUAGAAGUUAACGGUGGAACCAGAUGGUUCCUGUCUGUCUCUGUGGUCUAUUGAUUCAGAGAUCAAAAGGGAAUUUUAACAUUUUGAUGUAACAAUAUUACUGUCUGUAAUUCUCUUUGAAGUUUGUAGUAAACUGUCUGUGAACUGCUUAAUGGAUAAUUAGCUUAUGCUGAUGACGGCAACUAGUUACCUGUGUAUACAUGGGAAAUAGGAGGUUUUACAUCAAAGCCACAAUGCUGCACCCAAGGAACACCUGCUUGUCAAGAGGCUUCCAGAGGACUGUAAAAGGAACUCUUGGGUCGGCGUCCUGCUAUCUCAGAUCUGCUUGAGCUUCGUCAGGGGAUGUUUGAGUCCGUGGCUGAGGUCUCCAGCUCCAGUCUGGAGCACCUUGAUAUUGGACAUUGGCCUAGAAUCUAUGGAACGAAUUCUGAAAAGAAUGUUUUGCAACUCUGAAGCUCACCAUGUUUACUAUGAAACUGACCUUAAAACUCCGUAUCUUC
Messenger RNA from Gopherus flavomarginatus (Mexican gopher tortoise), 9635 nucleotides. RefSeq names its product zinc finger protein OZF-like. Gene Ontology annotation, molecular function: DNA-binding transcription repressor activity, RNA polymerase II-specific; RNA polymerase II cis-regulatory region sequence-specific DNA binding. Lineage: Eukaryota; Metazoa; Chordata; Testudines; Testudinidae. The record is from RefSeq and is a predicted model, not a curated record. Gene Ontology annotation, biological process: negative regulation of transcription by RNA polymerase II. The coding region runs from base 482 to 2416 and encodes 644 amino acids. The transcript is spliced from 6 exons.